This is a messenger RNA of Brachypodium distachyon (stiff brome), 1317 nucleotides long. RefSeq names its product 5'-nucleotidase SurE. Bases 95 to 991 code for a protein of 298 amino acids. The transcript has 10 exons. Lineage: Eukaryota; Viridiplantae; Streptophyta; Magnoliopsida; Poales; Poaceae. Gene Ontology annotation, molecular function: nucleotidase activity. Gene Ontology annotation, cellular component: cytosol. The record is from RefSeq and is a predicted model, not a curated record.
GAGGCAAAAACCCAAGCCGCCAAGCGCACGACGGAAACGGAAGCUUCCUCUCCUCCCUGCCUACCCGCGUCCGUACGGCUCUUUGCCUGCCCCAAUGGCCUCCACGGCGGCGGCGCCGGUGGUGAUGGUGACGAACGACGACGGCAUCGACGCGCCCGGGCUCCGCUUCCUCGUCGACCAGCUCGUUGCCGAGGGGCGCUUCCGCGUCCUCGUCUGCGCGCCCGACACAGACAGAUCGGGUGUCAGCCACUGCAUCACAUGGCGUCCUGCACUCUGCUGUAAACGGGUCAAUAUCAGCGGCGCUACAGCAUUUGGAGUUUCAGGAACUCCUGCUGACUGUGCCUCUUUAGGCAUCUCUGGGAAGCUCUUUGAUGGUUUAGUUCCUGAUUUGGUGCUUAGCGGAAUCAAUAUUGGCAACAAUUGUGGGUUCCAUGUUGUAUAUUCUGGAACAGUUGCUGGUGCUAGGGAGGCAUUCAUAAAUGAUAUUCCUGCAUUAGCUAUGUCAUAUGAUUGGGUUGCUGGUCAGAGCAGUGUUAAUGACCUCAAAGUGGCCGCAGAGGUUUGUAUGCCUCUGAUAAAUGCUGUCAUGGUGGAGAUCAAGAAUGGGACAUAUCCUAAAGGAUCAUUCUUGAAUAUAGAUGUGCCAACUGAUGCUGCACACCACAAGGGAUAUAAAAUUACAAAACAAGGAAAAUACAUGGCCAGAAUUGGAUGGGAGCAAACAGUUUACAAGAAGCCUGCAGUAGAAAGUUACCAGACAGCAAACAUCAAUGAUGACAGUGAAAAAGACAGUGAAGUAGAUACUUCAUCAGAGAGCGACCUAUUGUUUAAGAGAGUGAUAGUGAAGAGAAGUUACGAUGAAGAGGACGGAGAGGACAUGGACCACAAGUCCCUUGUAGAUGGAUAUAUUACUGUUACUCCUUUGGGUGCUCUCUCCCGUGCAGAAGCAGAUGUUAUACCCUACUACAAAGCUUGCUUGUCACGUAUUUGAAGAUAUCUGUCUUCCUCAUCCCUCUAGGAGGUGAGCAACUUGGGAGGCUGGACAAGCUAAACCUAUAGAUGUCAUCGCCUGGAAAUUGCAAAUAAUUUAUGGCAUUCUAGUUGAUGUUAACGAUGUAUUUGCCAUGCUAUGUAUUGCGGCAUAUGUCAUAACGAUGGGUUUUCGAUAAUUGGUUGGCAUUAUUAUUUCUGUCGAUCUUGUUUUUUCAGGUGACACCUUAUCAUUUCAAGAUAUCAACCACAUUUGUUUAUACAUUCCUAGUUCCCAGAUUUCUUAAUUGUAUUUUGUUAAUGACAUCUAAAGGGAGUUAAGAUCUC